Urocitellus parryii (Arctic ground squirrel) is the source of this 838-nucleotide messenger RNA. RefSeq names its product TP53 target 5 (gene Tp53tg5). Lineage: Eukaryota; Metazoa; Chordata; Mammalia; Rodentia; Sciuridae. The record is from RefSeq and is a predicted model, not a curated record.
AUGAGUCCAUCAGCAAAGGGGCCCAAGAACAAAGUGGUUUCCAAGAUGCAAGAUGAGAAACUACAAGACAAGAUAAGUCAGCCUGUCUGCAAAACAAUUGAGCGGAACCGACUUAAAAUGGUAUUAAGAAAUUUGUCACUCUUGAAGCUACUCAAGAGCUCCAACCGCAGGAUCCAAGAACUGCAUAGCCUAGCAAGACGGUGUUGGAAUUCAGUGCUCAGAGUUCCGAAGAUGCUCCGUAUUUCCUCUGGAGACAGUGUCUGCAAUGAAGUGAAAAAGAAUAACGAAAAACUCCAGGAAGCUAGAUUCCUUGAGAAGACACUGGAGAAUAAGAAAGAAGAGUCUACGGAGGAAUCUAAGGAGACAAGGGCCGAAGACUGGAAGCCCGAGAUAGCAUCAGAGAAAAGGAACAAGGAAAAGGAGCCAACUKUAACAGUGCCACUAGAUCAGGUGGAGCCUGAGGUCCCAAGGACAUCGAGGAGUCAAGGCUUGAACACUGGAACACGGGGGAAGCAACUAUCUACUGGGAGCCGCAGAGUCAUCUUCCUGAAAACCCACUACCACAGAAGUCCUAUGGGGGACAUGAAGCAGUUGGAUACAGGUGGCCAGAAUAUCUGGUUUGAGGGGCUGCCCAGACGAAUCCAYCUCCCAGGGCCCCGCGUCAUGUGCAGACCCUCUAGCCUGCGCUGGGUCAAGCGCUGCUGUACCCGCUUUUGCUCUGCAUCACUUGAGGUGCCUAUGUACCAUUCAUACAAGGUGGGUGUGACAGGGAGGUGCACACCCUGAGCCAGAYGCAGAGUCCUAGAGUCAGUAGGCUCAGGAUCCUAAGGUUUUUAAA